UCUACCAGUGGGCUUUUCAUGGUGAGGAUUUCUUCACCGUUGUAGCGGAAGGAAGAAAACGUUACGUGAACAGUCUUAUCUUGAUGAGAGAGCUUCACGGUUGCAUCCCCGCCCCGGAUCACACCCACCCUGUCUGCAGCCUCAAAACCCCACAAAAACAAGCUGUCACUGACAAUGUCCUGAUCGAAGACAGGCGAUUUAUUUUUAAAGGUCACAAUUUGGAUAUCUGGUGAUCAUAAAGUGCGGGGAUAUAAGAGGAAACUCUGUCACAGAACACGAGAUGAUUGUGAGGACACUCUGACAGGAAAGAUGUCUUACAGCAAGGAGUUGAUGGAGCAUAUUCCCUACGUCCCUCCGCUGGCUCUCCGCGGCAUCUCCAUGGACAACAGCGGAGCGCACUACAAGGAUGCGCUUCGACUCGGGCUGCCCUUCCACCUGGACGCCGCAUACCUCGACCCCGUGCACGGCCAGAUGUUACCCUACAGGCGGCUCUCCUAUUUCCCCUUUCACGGACCUCUCGGCGUGUGCGAUUAUUCCUUCGAGCCCGCGUUCAUCCGGAAAAGGAACGAAAGGGAGCGACACCGGGUGCGCUGCGUAAACGAGGGUUACGCGCGGCUCAGGGAGCACCUCCCGCAGGAGUUUGAGGACAAGCGGCUUAGCAAAGUGGAGACUCUGCGGGCGGCUAUUGACUACAUCAAACACCUGCAGAGCCUGCUGGACUUGAACGUGUCCGGGGUGGAGAGAGGGUCGCUUGGAGACGCGCGUAACCGUGCGCCGCUGCCGCAGAGGACGGAGUGCAGCAGUGAUGGAGAGUCCAAAACUGGCCUCAGCGACAGUGGAGAGACUGUUUACUAGCUUCUCGCCUCAUCUCUCUGUCUCGCGCUCUCUGUGACACGUUGUAUGUUGACUAUACAACACCUGGUUAUAGGACAAAAUACAAGAAAAAAACAGUGGAAAACGACCGUAAGUUUUUACAGUUAAGAUGUGACACGAAUGAAAUCUGCUGUAAGAGAGUAAAACCAGCUGACUCUGUUUAAACUGUCUGACUUUAUUCUAUCAGUGUGUGCACGGAGCAUUAACACUGUUUGUUUACAUGUAGAAAGCUAUAAGAAAAACUGCCAUCAGAGAAAACGCUUAUUUUCAGGUGGAUAUUAAAGGAUCUGAGCAUGAAA
This is a messenger RNA of Lates calcarifer (barramundi perch), 1172 nucleotides long. Its product is annotated as achaete-scute homolog 4. Gene Ontology annotation, biological process: developmental process; regulation of transcription by RNA polymerase II. NCBI's taxonomy places the organism in Eukaryota, Metazoa, Chordata, Actinopteri, Centropomidae. Gene Ontology annotation, molecular function: protein dimerization activity; RNA polymerase II transcription regulatory region sequence-specific DNA binding; DNA-binding transcription factor activity, RNA polymerase II-specific. The record is from RefSeq and is a predicted model, not a curated record. Bases 310 to 855 code for a protein of 181 amino acids. The transcript is spliced from 2 exons.